Molecule: messenger RNA, 727 nt
Organism: Panicum hallii
Lineage: Eukaryota; Viridiplantae; Streptophyta; Magnoliopsida; Poales; Poaceae
Exons: 1
Source: RefSeq, a predicted model, not a curated record
UCAGCCAGUUCUUGCGUGAACAUGGCGAGCGGCGGCGGCUACUACUCACCGUACUACCAGCCGGCGCCGUACUACUUCAACUACCUGCAGCAGCAGCGACUGCGAGGCGGCGGCGCGCAGCCGUCGGUGUACGCCUUCAUCCUCCUCGCGACGGUCUCCCUCAUCGCGGCCACCACGCUGUACGGAUGGUGCGAGUCGGCAGUGGGGAGCCUGCUCGACCGGCUCCGGCGCCUCCUCAUCCUCUCCCCGCUGCUGCUCAUCGUCGCCGUGCAGCUCUGGGUGGCGGCCGGCGGCGAACGCGGGGUUGGCGGCGGCGGAGGAGGGGGCGGCAUCAUGUGCGUCCUCGCGGAGAUGGUGGCGGCGGGGGACCCCAGGCCGCAGUACGGGUACGGCGGCGGCGGCGCGGGUUCGUCGCCGUGGGGCGUGGCGGUGGCGCUGGUGCUCGUGCUCUUCUUGGUCUCGCACCAUUCGUCGUUCCAGGAGAGGUGGUUUCCUCUGUUUGGCCAGUGAAAGCUUGCUACGGGUUGUGAAGGGGAUCCGGCUGGUAGUACAAGAUGAGUUUACAUUUUAUCUCUACGCUGUUAUUAUGGUAGCACGAGAUUACUGUGCAUGUUUAUUUUUAGAAUGGUAAGAUCAAGCCACCAUGUACUGUGUAUAAACAUUAGACGUAUGUGGAUGAUUUAGGACAACAUCGAGAUGCGGCAUUCUAAUAAGGAAUUUAAAUUUC